Knipowitschia caucasica is the source of this 390-nucleotide messenger RNA. The record is from the annotation of a GenBank genome assembly. NCBI's taxonomy places the organism in Eukaryota, Metazoa, Chordata, Actinopteri, Gobiiformes, Gobiidae.
AUGAGCGGUAUGUGGUCGGACCGCUCUCUGCGCACACCGCCGCCACUGACUGACGGGAUCAACGCACGCCAUUUAUGCACGGGCGCUUUCUUACAACAGGAGCAGAUGCAGUCGGAGCAUGAGGAGAGCCCUCCCCUGGUGUUCUUUGACCUGGAGACCACUGGACUGAGCCGGGACUGUGAGGUGGUGCAGCUGGCGGCCGUGAGCUCGUCCCACUCCCUGAACCUGUACAUACUUCCCCGCGGGGCCAUGGAGCGCGGGGCCAGCCGGGUCACGGGGCUCAGGGUCCAUAAGAACGCCCUGUACCUGCACCAGAGGCCCCUGCUCUGCACCCCCCCCACUGAGGCUCUGCUGGCCUUCCUCUGCUUCCUGCGCAUGUGUGACCUCUGA